This is a messenger RNA of Eupeodes corollae, 3191 nucleotides long. It is a transcript of the gene ABCD, whose product is annotated as ATP-binding cassette sub-family D member 1. Gene Ontology annotation, biological process: long-chain fatty acid import into peroxisome; fatty acid beta-oxidation; very long-chain fatty acid catabolic process. The record is from RefSeq and is a predicted model, not a curated record. The transcript is spliced from 10 exons. Gene Ontology annotation, molecular function: long-chain fatty acid transmembrane transporter activity; ATP hydrolysis activity; ATP binding. Bases 567 to 2783 code for a protein of 738 amino acids. NCBI's taxonomy places the organism in Eukaryota, Metazoa, Arthropoda, Insecta, Diptera, Syrphidae. Gene Ontology annotation, cellular component: peroxisomal membrane.
AAUCCAUUGCAAAUUCUGUCGCUGCCGUGUAACGAUUUAACGAAGUAGUGUUUCUAACUUUAGUUUUUGUAUGUAUAUUUUUUAAUCCGCUUUAUUGUGUUGUUAUUGACAUUCAAUAACUUCGCAGAGUGUAGGUAUUUCUUUGUAGAGCAAUUUUGUUGUAAUGAUUGAAUUUACAUUCCCAUCCUUUGUGUACAUACUACUUGAAAAAAUAUGUUUUAUAACAAUAAAAAUAUAAAUAUUAUGUUAUUAAGCGGCCAAGCUAUCGUUGUAUGUCUAGUGCAUUUUUAGUAUAAAGAAAAAAGUCUACAGACCUUUAAAUAUCAAUUAAAUAUGAACAAACAACAAGAAAAAAAUGAAUAACAAGGGCAGGUAGACUUGUUUUGUUUAUAUAAUUUAAGGACUUAAGGAAUGCAUAUCCAUUUAAAACCAACGCAUUUCAAAUUUAUCUGCCGUCGUAAAUCAAUCCAUUUCCACUAAAAUAUUUAAAAAUUUAUAGUUUUCAACACAAAAGUAACUAGAAACUGUUAUAAAUUAAAAACAUAAAAGGAUUUCAUCACUUGGUUAUGGCCGUUUUAUCCAAAUACUAUCAACAAACAAUCCGCAAAUAUGGGGAACUUGGCUAUACCACCCAUGGUCUUAGCCAAGCUCUGGUGGGUACAGCCAUUUGUGCUUAUGCUAUAAAAAUGGCGUACCCACUGAUGAAAAAGAAUCUUUCCGUUGCCGCUAAUGCUAAUGAUGACCAAUUUACUACUACUGAUAAAUGCAACGAAAAUAAUAAUACAACGCUCAACACAAAUACUGAAAAUGAAAUAACAAUUCUAAAUCAAGAAGAAGCCAAAAUUGCAGAGGUCGAGAAGCUGCUCUUAGCAUCAAAAAAAGAGAACCAAGAAGUAUUACCGGGAUUAAAUGUUGAAUUUCUUGCACAAUUACAACAAUUGUUAAAGAUUAUGAUUCCAAAACCAAUUUGCUAUGAAACGGGUUUACUAGGAGUACAUACCAUGUGUCUGGUCUCAAGAACUUUUCUUAGUAUAUAUGUGGCAUCUUUAGAGGGUGCCAUAGUGAAAUUUAUAGUGCGCAAGGAUGUCAACCAAUUUGCUCUUAUGUUGAUGAAAUGGUUUGGUAUUGCAAUACCAGCUACAUUCGUUAACUCAAUGAUAAGAUAUCUGGAGAAUAAACUAGCUUUAGCUUUCAGAACAAGACUCGUGAGGCAUUCUUAUCGCUUGUAUUUCAAAAAUCAAAACUACUAUCGUGUUUCAAAUUUGGAUGGAAGAAUCGAAAACGCUGACCACAGGUUAACUGAAGAUAUUGCCGUAUUUGCAAGUUCGAUUGCUCACCUUUAUAGUAGUUUGACAAAACCGUGUUUUGAUCUAAUGCUCAUUGGAAUUGCGUUAAUGCGAUCCUCUCAAAAAAUGAAGGCUAAUGUCUUUUCCGGGCCAGCUUUUUCGAUUUGUGUGAUAUCACUUACAGCUCAUAUACUUCGAGUUGUUUCACCCAAAUUUGGACAGCUUGUCUCAGAGGAGGCGAACCGCUAUGGCUAUUUAAGACAUAUUCAUUCACGUAUUAUAACAAAUGCCGAAGAAAUUGCUUUUUAUGGUGGACACAAGGUUGAAUUGUCACAACUUCGCCACGCCUAUAAUCGCUUGGUAAAUCAAAUGAACACAAUUUUCACUCAACGACUUUGGUAUGUGAUGCUGGAACAAUUUUUUAUGAAAUACGUCUGGUCCGGAACCGGAAUGGUGAUGGUAUCCUUGCCUAUACUUACUAGUUCAGUCAAACCUAAAACUGAUCACUCUGGUAAUAUCACUAUAAUCGAAAGCUCUGUAAGUGAGCGCACGCAGUACCUGAUGACAGCUAGGAAUCUUUUAAUUUCUGCUGCUGAUGCUAUUGAGCGUCUUAUGUCAUCCUAUAAAGAAGUAGUAGCACUAGCAGGAUAUACCUAUCGAGUGGCUGGAAUGUUACAAGUAUUUGAAGAGACAGCGCAGGGCAUCUACAGUAAGAACACUGUGACUGCAGAUCCUCAAAACGAAGCAUAUGGAAUUAUCGAAUAUCGCAAUAAUCGUCCUGUUGCAAAGGGUAAAAUUAUAUACAAUGACAGUGAACGUAUGUCUAUAAUGUUAAAUAGAGUGCCUGUUGUAACACCCAACUGUGACGUAGUCGUGCCAAGUCUAACACUACGCAUUGAUCCAGGAAUGCACUUGCUUAUCACAGGUCCAAAUGGAUGUGGAAAGUCAAGUUUGUUCCGUAUUUUAAGUGGUCUGUGGCCAAUUUAUGCUGGAGAGUUACAUAUACCCCGACCAAUUGAAGGCAAGCCUUGUAUGUUUUAUAUACCACAAAGGCCGUAUAUGUCCAUUGGUAGCUUAUGCGAUCAAAUAAUUUAUCCCGAAACCCGUGAGGAUAUGCUUAGAAAAGGAGUAACUGAGGCUCAACUUAAGGAUAUCCUUAAAAUGGUCAGCUUGGAACACAUUGCUCAAAGGGAUACUUUUGAUAUAAUUCGAGAUUGGAAAGACAUUUUAUCGGGUGGUGAAAAACAACGUAUGGCUAUGGCUCGGCUAUUUUAUCAUAAACCAAAAUAUGCUCUUCUCGAUGAAUGUACAAGUGCUAUUUCCAUUGACGUUGAGAGUUCUAUAUAUGACAUUGCUAAAAAUAUGGGUAUAACUCUGCUCACUAUCACUCAUCGGCCUAGUUUGUGGCGGUUUCAUACUCAUAUACUUGAAUUCAACGGUCAGGGUAGUUGGUCUUUUAGGAAAUUGGAAUUAAACGAACAGCAAAAACAGCAAUAGUUAUCUUCGACUAUCCUUUACGCAAAGAACUUCUUCUUUUGUAUUUGAUUAUUUUCAACAUCAUUCGUAAAUUGGUAUUAAAUUUGGAUAUAAAUUAUAUCCACAAAACUUAAAAGUUCAAAUAGGUUAUAUUUUUAUUCAUAAUAUUGUAAACUUUACUCAAAUGUACGCUGGAACAUUUGAUUUUACUGAAUUAAAAAAAUAAGGAAUAUAUACGAUUGGGAUUUGAGAAAAUUAGAAAAGGUUAACAACUACUAAAUUAAUAUCAUCAAACUUGUAUCAUAUUAUUAUUCAUUAGUUUUUUUUUUGUUUGUUAAUCAUGUAAGUAAGUAGGAAAAGAAAACUAAAGUUGAGAUUCAUAAGGCUACAAGCGUGAUUUUAUUUUAUAAAAAAAAGUUCAAACUUAAA